UUGACAGCGUUUUCGCACACCCAGCGUCCAGACAAACAUCGUCGUCCUUUUGCUGCAGGGGAGGAACGGGAACGGCCCUGCUAGGGCGAACGACCGAGCGAGUAAAGCGAUCGACACUGAGAACGUGGGCUCGAGUGUCUAGGAAGAAAAGCGCGACGUUUCUCCCUUUCCGGAAGAACAACCGAAACAUGGCACUUAACGAAAGCGGGACGGUAUUUGCGGCAAGCACAGACAGUUGGCAGGCCUCGCGCGCGUUCGUCCGGUUUCGUACUGUCUCCCGGUCUUUCAUUGACCGCUUGGGUUUUACCUCUUGGCGCGCGGAGCGAAAGGGGAGGCUUCGCUCAUCCUCUGUCACACAGGACAUUUCCACCACCUUCGAGACAGCUGCGAAAGACACGCAGCCUUCCUCGACGACGUCGUCCACCCGCUGCCCCUCAAAGCUCCGCGUCUGUUUCUCUUUUCCGGUCUAUGCUUUUCUUUCACUGCAGUGCUGCCUGGACAGCAGUCGGACAGUUUUCUCUCCGUCUUUUCCGUGCGUUUCUCGUCGCUAAAUCAAGACUCUUGGAACGUGGGUGUUUCCCUGCCCACGGUCUGUGUUCUCGCCUUAUCCGUCGCGGCGUCUGCGGUGUCUCCGUCCCCGGUUUUCUUGUCUCCUUUUGUGUGCGUUGUUCUGGCGACCAAUGUCUACGACCUCUUUUCCGUCUCAAAAGUCAAUCGUUCAUCUCA
Messenger RNA from Toxoplasma gondii ME49, 726 nucleotides. RefSeq lists its product as hypothetical. The record is from RefSeq and is a predicted model, not a curated record. NCBI's taxonomy places the organism in Eukaryota, Apicomplexa, Conoidasida, Eucoccidiorida, Sarcocystidae. Bases 189 to 551 code for a protein of 120 amino acids. The transcript has 2 exons.